Punica granatum (pomegranate) is the source of this 1272-nucleotide messenger RNA. Lineage: Eukaryota; Viridiplantae; Streptophyta; Magnoliopsida; Myrtales; Lythraceae. The record is from RefSeq and is a predicted model, not a curated record.
ACAGAGUAUGGUAGGUUUGUGAAAAUCUCGAUCGUUUCACCUCUCUCUCUCUCUCUCUCUCUAUCUCUUUCUCUCUCUAGGCGAUUGGAGAACGAGAAGGUACUAGAAGUUACUUUCUACGCAUAUAAAGGCAAACCCCCCACGACGAGCUGUCGUUAUUCUCUCCUUCUCAGCGACGCUUACCCUUGCUGCUUCUCUACCCAUUUACCUUUCCCCUCCUCUCUAGGGUUUUUCAAUCUGAACGCAGUAUGAGUCGUCAUCCCGAGGUGAAGUGGGCCCAAAGGAAAGACAAGGUCUUCCUUACGGUGCUGUUGCCUGAUGCUAAAGAUGCCAAUGUGAACCUUGAGCCUGAUGGCAUUUUCACCUUCACUGCCAAGGGCGGAGCAGAAAAUCAUGCCUAUGAGCUAAAGCUGGAGCUCUUUGACAAGGUUAUUGUAGAGGAGAGCAAAAUAAACUACGGGGUAAGGAAUGUAUUCUGCAUCUUGGAGAAGGCGGAGAAGGUGUGGUGGAAGAAAUUGUUGCGCGGUGAGGGCAAACUACCUCAUUAUGUCAAAGUUGACUGGGACAAGUGGGUGGAUGAAGACGAAGAUGAUAACGGUGGUUUAGGCGACUUGGAUUUGGGUGGCAUGGACUUCUCGAAACUCGGUGGAAUGGGUGGAAUGGGCGGAAUGGAGGGAAUGGGCGGAAUGGGGGGAAUGGGGGGAAUGGGCGGAAUGGGCGGAAUGGGUGGAAUGGGUGACGACAUAGGUGAAGACUUUGACGACAGUGAUGAUGAAGAGGUUGCGAAACCAGAGGAAGCUGAAGUGGCUGAAAAGAAGGCUGAGGAUAAAGCUGCUGAUGCUACGACCAGCACAUAAGGUCCCGUCCAAGCUCACUGGAUGGAGUUAUCAGAUAUGCGGGAUUUAUAUGGCGGUUUCGGAUUUGGAGACUAUCUAGUAUUUGCUAUUCGUGGAUGUUUUUUCUUCGCCCCCUUCACCGAGACAAUGUCUUUUGAAUAUGAUCACAGUCGCAUGGCAGCUAAUAGUAUUGUCUCGUGAACAAUAUGUUGACAUAAAUUGUUGUAAUUCUGGGUAGAGUUUAGCAUGGAUUUACCGAUUUGGUAUGUUUUGGAUUCAUGGGUAUGAUUCAUGUUUGGUUGACUGGUUUUACGGUUGACAUGCGUCCCCAGCAACCUUAGUUCUGCUUCAGGAGUGCGUUACACGGGAUCUUGUAUGAACCGUUCGGAUUAAUUGAGCCACUUUGGCAUGGAAUCUGAUUGGCAAUUGUUAGCAA